AUGGAUGGCCUAGGAGUACUAGCACAGCAAGUACUCGGUGCUUAUUCUGGUUUCCAGGACAAGCCCUCAUUGACACCUCAUGCUACUUUCGAGAUCUCGGUAUUUGCCAAGUCAUAUCACGCAGCGGGUGUCGAAAGCGCCAAAAGAGACAUUGUGCAGCGCGAAGUCUUGGAAGCUGACGUGGAGGCAUGGGCAACGACAGAUCUCACCGAUGCCACUGGUGCUGUCGCUGAAGCUAGUCUGAGGCUGAUAUGCGUCGAUAGGGGCCGUGAUAAUACGAUGAGCAUGUCCAAGGCAGCCUUCACAUCUCUCACAACCGCCGCUGGAGUCAAUCCGGCAGCUCUCUAUAUGGUUUGCGGCCAAUACGACGGCUUCCAUUCGUUCAACAGCCCCGGCUCGCUUCAAACCUGGUUCUUCGGAACAUCCUCGCACGCGGUGUUAUGGACUUUUCUUCCCUCUCACAGAAGGACCGUCGGCAUGUUUAUGCACCGUCGACGAAGUCUCUUCCAAGACUUUUGCCAGGUGCUGUCCGUCUUCGCCCAUGCCAUCCACGCCCCCCAUGUGAUGCUUCUCAGCGGGUGCGUCCAACAGCAGCACUACUUUGACAGGGAGACCGCCUCCGAGCUCAGUACCAUCCACAUGAUUGAGAAACGCACAGGGUUUGGGCCACGCAGCGCGGUGGCCGGCUCAGCCGCGUCGAGGCCAACUGGUAGCACGAUUCGUGCCGAGAUCGACGAGCUUACGGCCUGGUCGCAAGCCAUUGGCGAGGUGGGAGGCAAAGUUACCAACAAGUUCCGUCACCAGAGGACCUCGGAGAGGAUGCUGGGCGCUCUAAAGGAAGGGUUCCAAUGCUCAGGGGCCGCGGGAUUGCCUCCAGGCCGGGCGAUGGAUAUGUACAGAGCCAGUCUGGAUGAGCUGUGCGGCGUACUGCCCACAAUCGAACAGCACAUGCACACCUACGAGGAGUAUCUGAAAUAUCUGAAGCAUCGAACAGAGAGGCUUUCCUCCGUGCUCUUCAUCUUGCUGACGCAUGUGGAUGCUCGUGCCAGCAUCGGUCUGGCUGUGGCUACAAGACGGGAUAGUUCAUCGAUGAAGACGGUGGCGAUCAUGACCAUGGCCUUCCUGCCGGGCACGUUUUUCGCCGCCCUCUUCUCGAUGCCUCUGCUUCAGUGGGAUGGGUCGCGGAUAGUUCAGGAUGGGUUCUGGGUGUACUUGGCGUGGACCAUACCAGUCACAUUGCUCGUCUUUGGCCUGUGGAUUGCUAUCACAAAGGGCAAAUCCAUUACAGACAUGUGCAGGCGCGUUUGGGAAACUUGA
Molecule: messenger RNA, 1317 nt
Organism: Clonostachys solani
Lineage: Eukaryota; Fungi; Ascomycota; Sordariomycetes; Hypocreales; Bionectriaceae
Source: the annotation of a GenBank genome assembly